CGCUCUCUCCAGGUUCCCACAUUCCAUUUCUCAUCUCCCUUCAGACGUAGACGUAGAGGUUCAGUUUCGAAAACGCUGUAAAACCCUAGCGAAUAGCAAUACACUUCACCGCAUAGUGUCAAAGACUCGAACAACACUGAAAAUGGAGUGGAACCCUGAAUCCGCACAAAUCCUCUCCCAAUGCUUCCUCAACACGCUCUCUCCGAUGCCAGAACCUCGCCGCAAGGCGGAGGCGUGGCUGGCGGAUGCUUCUGAGAAGCUUAACUACGGCCUAGUCGUCCUCCGCUUAGUGGCCGAGCCUUCUAUUGAUGAGCAGAUCCGACAAGCUGCUGCCGUCAAUUUUAAGAACCACCUCAAGGCUAGAUGGUCGCCGGCUCCUUCUUCUGGUCCUAACAUUCAGGUUCCAGCUCCUAUUUCCGACCCCGAGAAGGAGCAGAUCAAAGGUUUGAUUGUCUCGCUGAUGCUUAAUGCAUCUCCCAGAAUACAGUCUCAGCUUAGUGAAGCUUUGACUGUGAUAGGGAAGCACGAUUUCCCUAAAGCUUGGCCCAGUUUGCUGCCUGAGCUUGUUCAGAGCCUUGAUAAAUCGAGUCAGGUAAACGAUUAUGCAUCUGUUAAUGGGGUGCUUACCACUCUAAACUCGUUGUUUAAUAAAUUCCGCUAUCAGUUCAAAACCAAUGAGUUGCUCCUUGAUCUCAAGUAUUGCCUCGAUAAUUUUGCAAGACCAUUGUUAGAAGUUUUUAAGCGUACUGCAAAUUUGAUAGACCAAGUGGUCGCUUCUGGCUCAACAAUUCCAUCAACCCUGAAGCCAUACAUAGAGUCUCAAAGGCUGUGCUGUGUAAUAUUCUAUUCUUUGAAUUUUCAAGAAUUACCUGAAUUCUUUGAGGACCAUAUGAAUGAAUGGAUGGCUGAGUAUAAGAAAUAUCUUACUGUGAAUUAUCCCGUUCUUGAGGAUAGUAGCAGUGAUGGGCUUGCAGUUGUUGAUGGUCUACGAUCUGCAGUCUGUGAAAACAUCAGCCUUUAUAUGGAGAAGGAGGAGGAAUUGUUUCAAGGCUAUUUGAGUGGAUUUGUGGAGGCGGUGUGGGGUCUUCUUGUGGUUUCAUCAGCCUCCUCCGCCCGGGAACAGUUGACUGUCACUGCAAUUAAGUUUUUGACAAUUGUUAGCACUAGUGUGCAUCACACACUGUUUGCAAGAGAUGACAUUCUUGAGCAGAUUGUUCAAAGUAUUGUCAUACCUAAUGUAAUGUUAAGGGAUGAAGAUGAAGAAUUGUUUGAAAUGAACUAUGUUGAGUUCAUAAGGAGGGAUAUGGAAGGAAGUGAUCUUGACACUAGGAGGAGGAUUGCAUGUGAACUACUCAAGGGUGUCGCAACUCAUUACAAGGAAAAAGUUGCUGAGAAGGUAUCCCUUCAGAUAAAUAAUUGUUUAGCCAUGUUUUCUCAGAAUCCAGCUGUAAAUUGGAAAUUUAAAGACUGUGCUAUCUAUUUAGUUGUCUCCCUGGCCACUAAAAAGGCAGGUGGUACUUCAGUGUCAACUGACCUGGUGGAUGUGGAGAGCUACUUUGGAACUGUAAUUGUUCCAGAGCUCCAAAGUCAGGAUGUGAAUGCUUUUCCAAUGUUGAAGGCAGGUGCAUUGAAGUUCUUUACGAUGUUUAGAAAUCUGAUACCAAAGCAAAUUGCACUGGCAUUGCUUCCGGAUGUCAUUCGUUUCCUUGGUGCAGACUCCAAUGUGGUCCAUUCUUAUAGUGCAAGCUGUAUAGAGAAGUUGUUGCUGAUAAAAGAAGAUGGUGCAAGAGCAAGGUAUACAGCAUCUGAUAUUAGUCCGUUUUUGCUAGUCUUGAUGACAAAUCUUUUUAAUGCCUUGAAGAAGCCAGAAUCUGAUGAGAAUCAAUACAUAAUGAAGUGUAUCAUGCGUGUGCUUGGCGUUGCUGAGAUUUCUCGUGAAGUUGCUUUACCCUGCAUAACUAGUCUCACCCAAGUCUUGAAUGUAGUAUGUCAAAAUCCAAAAAAUCCUGCUUUCAAUCAUUACCUGUUUGAAUCCGUUGCUGUUCUGAUCAGAAGGGCAUGUGAGAGGGAUUCUUCCCUCAUAUCUGCUGUAGAAGAAAGCUUGUUCCCUAGCCUAGAGAUGAUCUUGGCAAAAGAUGUGAGCGAGUUCUUCCCUUAUGCAUUCCAGCUUCUUGCUCAGCUUGUUGAGUUGAAUAGACCUCCUAUCCCAAAACACUACAUGCAGAUAUUUGAUAUUCUUCUCUUACCCGAUUCCUGGAAAAAGUCUGCAAAUGUUCCUGCUCUGGUCCGAUUGCUCCAGGCAUUUCUUCGGAAAGCACCUAGCGAGCUUAAUCAAAAUGGCAGGCUGUCAAAUGUCCUUGGCAUAUUUAACACACUGAUUGUUUCACCUAGCACAGAUGAACAGGGGUUCUAUGUGCUGAAUACAGUCAUUGAAAAUCUUGGUUUUGAUGUUGUCUCGCCAUAUGUACGCCAUAUCUGGGCUGCAUUAUUCAAGCGGCUGCAGGAAAGACGAACAUUGAAGUUUGUGAAGAAUCUUGUGAUAUUUAUGUCUCUAUUUCUUGUUAAACAUGGCUCUCAAAAUCUUGCAGCUUCGAUUGAUGCUGUUCAGGAAAAUUUAUUUCGUACUGUUUUGGAACAGUUUUGGGUUCCCACCCUCAAGUCAAUCACAGGGUCUGUUGAGCUCAAAUUAACGGCGGUUGCUUCGGCUAAACUUCUCUGUGAAUCCCCAUCAUAUUUGGAUUCUGGGCUUUGGGGAAAGAUGCUUGAUAGUGUUGUCACUCUUCUCUCUAAACCGGAAGAUGAGAGAGUAGAGGGUGAGCAAGAAGUUCCAGACUUUGGUGGGGAGACUGGAUAUACUGCUACUUUUGUUCAUCUAUACAAUACUGGUAAGAGAGAAGAGGACCCACUGUUAGAUAUACGGGACCCAAAGCUAUUCUUUGUCACAUCUUUAGCUAAUCUCUCGGCUCGAUCCCCUGGCCAAUACACCCAGGCUAUAAGGGAAAAUCUCCUCCCAGCAAAUCAGCAAGCAUUACUUCAGCUCUGCAGCGCUUAUAAUAUAGCAAUAGUUUGAGGACAAAGGCAUUCCAUGGGAAUUGGUGCCAUACUUCUAGAUGGUCUUGAUGUUCCAAAGUUACUUUAGCUGAAUGGUCGUGAAUCUUGAUAUUCUGUUUCUGGCCUACAUUCUUGGUGGAAGGAGCUUGGUACCCACAAUUGUGGCUUGGAUUUGGGACAAGGUUGUUUGGUUGUUGGUUCUUGAGACAGGCGUACGUGCUUUUGCGUAGCACAUUUUCUUUUGUAUGCCCUAUCUUUUGUUUUCUCUUUGAUGAAUUCAAUGAGACGAGUCUAUUAUACAUGAUAGUUUUCUUUUAAUCCUGCAGAUUCAUUCCUUGUCCCUUAAGCCUAGUUUGUUUUGUGGUUUAUCAUGGUUAAUCUGUAGUGUAUAAGAUGGAUAACCAUGUUUGUUUCUAUUUUCAAUUCUUAGUAUGGUUAUUGAUGGUAAUCCAU
This is a messenger RNA of Cuscuta campestris, 3504 nucleotides long. NCBI's taxonomy places the organism in Eukaryota, Viridiplantae, Streptophyta, Magnoliopsida, Solanales, Convolvulaceae. The record is from the annotation of a GenBank genome assembly.